Molecule: messenger RNA, 1086 nt
Organism: Kwoniella shivajii
Lineage: Eukaryota; Fungi; Basidiomycota; Tremellomycetes; Tremellales; Cryptococcaceae
Exons: 3
Coding region: 1-1086 (361 amino acids)
Source: RefSeq, a predicted model, not a curated record
AUGUCUACCUGUAAGAACGCUGAUGUCGUCUCAGUCCUCGAAAGAACCGAUCCCACUCAUCCACCAUCAUUCAACUACGCACUAGAAGUCGUAAAACGAUAUUCCAGAGCAAAGAUAGCCAAGGGUAGUGGAAGACAACUACUUUGUAAACAUGGAAAGCUUGAAACGUUGGAAAGUAAAUUUGCACAUUUAGGAUAUCAAGAUAUAUUCUACCUCACAAGACUACAAUUGAAAUUACCACCAUCAUCAACAACAUUACCUAGUCCAGCUUCAUCUUGCGUUAAACAAACCCUGAUAAAAGCUAAAUACCCAUUACCUGCCGAUAACCUUAAAGUCGAUGUUGCCUCUUCUUCUUCUAAGAUUACUCCUUUUCCUGAUCCUACUCUGAAAGGAAGGAGAUGUUCCAAGCAGCCCAUUCAACGAGAAGGUAGAAGAGGAAGUAGAAGUAUCACAAAUAGUCCAACGUUACCAAGUCCAGAAGUGAUGAGAAGAUCAUCUUCUGCAAGACCUGAUUUACCUUCCACUUCCACAUCUUCGAAUAUUCCUUCUCCUUCACCAGCAAGGAAAACACUCAAAAAUUCCAAAUCAUCUUGGACAAUAAAUCCCAGUUCAUCCAGAUCCAACUCAAGCUCCAGAUCAAGAUCAAGCACAAGUAUAAUAACGAAUAUACAUUCCGAAUCAAAUGUAUGGUCACCUUUGUUAUCUGGUUUAGGUAUUAAAACAAGUCAAAUCCAUCAAACACAUCAUUUACAUACAGCAACAACAUCGUGUUCCGUCACAAGACAAAAUUCUCCCGUAACACCGCUUCCAAAUGAUGGGGAUGAUGAAAUCAAGAUCAAGUUUAACGAGAGUCCGUUCGAUAUAUUACCAUCACCACUUUCACUUGAUAAUACAGAAUCGUUAUAUCCGCUCAGUCCGACACUCAUCGAAAUGUUAGAUCUGGGACCUCUUCAUCUCGAUGGGAAUGAUCAAAACCAAAUCACUUCUUCGAAAAAUAUGCUGCAGAAUACAUAUGAAAGCAGUAUAAGGGAAUAUGAAGGUGUUCAACACGGUCUUUUAACUGUAUCGAUUGAGAACGUUAUUUAG